Messenger RNA from Neospora caninum, 5844 nucleotides. RefSeq names its product srs domain-containing protein. The record is from RefSeq and is a predicted model, not a curated record. Gene Ontology annotation, cellular component: membrane. Bases 1 to 5844 code for a protein of 1947 amino acids. Lineage: Eukaryota; Apicomplexa; Conoidasida; Eucoccidiorida; Sarcocystidae. The transcript has 4 exons.
AUGACGUACACUCUCAAUGUUCCUCGACUUCCCUCUACAGAUCGAAGAUUUUGUUUCGUGUGCCCCCGGGGCCGCGAUCCAACGGAUGGGUGUGCGGUUCUGGUGAACGUCAGAGCAGGAAUGAUAGAGGAUCCGACAGGGCGGCUGGUUACAGUUCCGAUGUGCCAUCUUCAGGAGUCCCCCGAGGCAGCAGAGACCGGCAUCAAAAUUGCUGCACUGACGCUGGAAAUUGGCAGGCCACACGCUAGUGCGCAGUUCGCUUGUCCCAGUAAUUCGGAGGUCGUGCCGCAAGACGCUUCCUCAGAGGACAACCUGGAAGCAUCUGUUUUUCCAGUCGGCAAGGACGGUUCUUGCAUUAUUGAAGGGCAGACGUCGAAACUUCACGAAAGCAUUCCGGGAGCGACGCUGAGAGUCGCCACCAUAGUACAUAGAGGCUCGGUCAACAGACUCUACACUUUUUCUGUAGGCAUGCUGCCGACCAGCAGCCAGAAGGUGUGCUAUGUCUGUGCCCGCAAUUCAGUCGCGGCUCACGGAUGCGGAGUGGUGAUUAGCGUGAAAGGGAAAGAAAAUGGUAAGCCAAGAACGGCGCCUGUGUGCGAGCCACAGCGCUUACCGGCGGUGGCUGAGAGGGGUCUUCUACAGCCGUCUGUGGAGCUUGUCGUUGACAAGCCAGAGGGACUUGUCCAAUUCGAAUGUCCAGGAAAUUCAGUUGUUUUCCCAGAGCAUGCAACUGAUAAGAGCCCGGAAGUUGCCGCUGUGUAUACAGGGCCAGACGGGAACGUUUGCGACCUCUGGGAGCAUCCAUCGAAGUUGGUAGACAUUCUUCGAGGCGCAACACUUCGGGUAGACACGACCGACGAAAAUGGUAGCAUGGCAAGAACAUACACUUUGAAGGUUCCUAUGCUUCCGUCCUCAAAAACAAAGCUGUGUUACGCAUGUGUCAAGGACAAUGAUAUUGCGGAGAGCUGUGGGAUCUUGAUUACAGUCAUGCCGACAGCACCCCCUACAGAAGAGACGCCCGGACCACCGCUAGAGAGAGGAGUAUGUGCGCCGGUGUAUUCUGGCGACGUAGCGAAAAGUGGCUUGCGGAAGCCAUCUGUGAUACUCACAGUCGACGACGAUCAUCGAACUGUCGAGUUUACGUGUCCGCAUAGCUCUCUCGUCUUCCCCGACCAAGCCGCCGACUUCGAUGCAGAAGAAGCAGCGGUCUACACGGUGUCUGGCGGUUCUUGUGAUGUGUGGGAAGAACCGAUUUAUCUAACAAAGGUUUUGCCCGGAGCUUCGUUAGUCUCUCACACUACCCUCGAUAAUGGAGAGGUUACAAGGAAGUACACCUUAACCGUCGAACAGCUUCCCGGGACGCCCAAGAGGCUGUGCUAUCUCUGCGUCUACAACCGUGAUGUUUUGAACAGUUGCGGAGUCAUGAUCGACGUCGCCAGCAACCGCGUGGGAGAGCUGCUCGAGCAAAACGAGGACAAAAUUGAACCAGAUCAAACUGUCCCCAGCACUGUGGAGCUGCAGUGCCCGCCAGACUACUCGGCACACACUGCAGCCACCGGUCUAAGGCUUCCAGAAAUGGAGCUCCUUGUUGAUUCGGCGAACCGUACUGUCCGCUUCAUUUGCCCAGAUGAUUCUUCUGUUUUCCCGGAAGUUGAUGAAGUUGCCGAUCCACCAUCCGGCAAAGUGUACAGAGUAGCCGGCGAUUCGUGUGACACUAGGGAGGAGACAACUUUACUGCGGGAUGAGGUCCCUGGUGCGGAGUUGCGGAAGAGAAUCCUCGUGGAAGGAGGAGUUGUGCAGCGGUUCUACACUUUCACGGCUGAGCGACUUCCAGCAGAGGAUAGAAGGCUAUGCUACUUAUGCGUCCGCCAGAGAAACCCUGCCGACAGCUGCGCUGUGAUGAUCACUGUAAAAGCAGAUUCGGCUGGCGUUCCUAUACCUCCAGUUGUGCCAAACCCGCUGCGGAUACCGCCUGCACCUGUCUGCAAGCCAGAUUACUCUCCUGAGGUGGCAGAAACAGGGUUUAAAGCACCGGCGCUUGGCUUGACCAUCGACAGUAGGACCCAGAGUAUCCAGUUCAUUUGUCCCGAGAGUUCUAUAGUAUUCCCCGAUCUUGCGGCGGUGCCCGAUCAGGAGUCAGCCAUGGUCUAUCUGGUGGGUGAACGCGACUUCUGUAACGUCGCGGCCUCGCCUCCCCUCCUUUCGGAUGUGUUGCCGGGUGCAGCACUGAGCUCCCGCACGACAGUUGAUGCCGGCGUGGUGAAUCGGACGUAUACGUUGACCGCGCCCAAGCUGCCUGACGAGGACAUCAAGUUGUGCUACUUGUGUGUACAGAAUCGACAGGUUACGGAGAGCUGCGGGAUCCACAUCACAGUGAAGGGCGGGAAGCAGCGGCCUGAUGCGACGCCUGCUGGACCCGUCUGUCAUCUGGGCUAUUCUCCGGGAUCUGAGGAGACGGGAAUGCGUGAGGCGGCGAUCGAGCUAGUAGUAGAGAAACCGAGCAUUCCUGUAGGCUUCGUAUGUCCUGAAGGUUCGCACGUUUUCCCGGAGUAUGCAGCGUUAGCAAAGGAGAGUGUAGCAUCAGUUUACGGAGUUAAAGGUAAUGAGUGCCUCUUCGCAGGCGCCAGAGCGAACCUUCAAAGCUUGGUGCCGGGUGCAACUCUUCGAAUGGACGCUACAGACGAAGGCGGAGUGAUAAUGAGGACAUACACUUUUACAGCUCCCAACCAGCCCGCAGAGGAUAGGCGCUUCUGCUACAUGUGCGUCCGUGAGCACGAUAUUUAUCAGAGCUGCGCGGUCAUUAUUGUUGUUAAGGGCAGCGGCCAGUUACCAGAACCCAAGACACAACCACCAGAGGAGCGGCCAACACCUGUUUGUACCCCUCGUAUACAACCAGGAACGGCGCUAACAGGCCACCUGGACCCAUCUGUGAAGCUGUGGAUCAAUGAGCCGGAGGAACAAGUCAGUUUUGUCUGCCCGGAUCGCUCUCAAUUGCUUCCAAAUCCAGAGAGUUCAGAACCGCAGGUCUAUGGUGUUGGUGCAGGGGAAUCAUGCCUGUUCACCAAACCUCUGAUGUCUCUUGCAAGCGCGGUCCCGGGGGCGUGCUUGUCGACCGAAACUUUGGUAGAGAGUGAGGUUACAACCAAGAAAUUCACCCUCUGGGUUCCCAGCUUACCGUUGGAGGAGACCAAGGUGUGCUACACGUGUGUGAGCCAAGUGGACCCCACAAAGAGAUGUGCUGUGGCCAUUACCGUGAAAGGAGAGGGCAAAAUGCCAGGUGGCCUACCUGCAUCGUUGCCAUCACCGAUAUGUGCAGCUCAAUUCUCCCAGUGUGCCUUCCUUACCGGAGUAAGGAUGCCGAGCAUAAUGCUAACCAUAGAAAAGCCGAACACGCCGCUGACAUUCGACUGUCCCCCCAAUACAACUUUAUAUCCGCAGAAUGCAGUGGUUCCCGGCAAGGCGACAUUUUUCCCACCCAAUGAGAAAGGUGCGUGCAUCUAUAAAGGACCAGUGGCGGCAUCUCAACUAGAUGAGUUCGUCCCUGGAGCAAGUCUACGAGCUAAAGAGAGUAUUGAAGGAGCUGUUAUCUUGCGGAGUUAUACACUAAAUGUUCCAAAGCUGCCUAAGACGGAGACCAAUCUAUGCUACUUGUGCGUGCGUGGCCAUGAACCAGCGUACAGUUGCGGUGUCGUCGUUAAGGUGAAAGCUCCAGUUGCUCCUGCGCCGAUACCAAAGCAUCCGGUCUGUCUCCCCUCGAAUGAUGCCUCGGAGGGGCAGACGGGGAUGAUAACGCCAAAUGUGACACUCACAAUCGAUCGAGCGGGUGGCACUGCGAGUUUCGAAUGCCUUGAGGGAUCCACCGUCUUCCCAGACCAUGCGGACUCACCUGACCCCAGCUGCGCUCUUUCAUACAGAGUGACCGGAGAUACCUGCGAUGUGCGAGGCCGUACGGAGGUGCUGGCCAGCAAACUUCCAGGAGCAUCUCUUCGAAAAAGUGCAGUGGAAAACGGACACAGCAAAGGGCACCUGUAUACGUUCACGGUCCCGCAGCUGCCAGCAAAACAACAACAGGUCUGCUUCAUGUGCGUCAAGGACAGGGACACGUCGCGUAGCUGUGGAGUCGUAAUUGUUGUGAAGCCGCAUCCAGCCACCAUCCCCCCAGUGUCAGUGCCAGUAUGUAAGCUGGAACAUGCGCCGCUAGCUGCCACGACAGGCCUGCUUGAGGCCUCAGUGGCGCUAAUCGUGAAGGGACCCAACAGCUCCGUGGAAUUCGGGUGUCCCAGCAAUUCAGUGAUCAAUCCGACCACGGCAACAUCCCGUGGGCCUCUGGCACAAGUGUAUUCUGUACGCGACGGACAGAUUUGCGAUAUCAAAGGUCCACUGCAGACCCUUGCGGACCGUGUUCCGGGAGCAAGCCUCACGGCGGUUCAACCGCUGAAGGAAGGUGAUGCAAUAUGGAAACAAACGUUCAGAGUCGCUAACCUUCCGGCGAAAGAUACGUCCCUGUGUUACUUAUGCGUGUCACCAGGGGACUUUACACACAGAUGCGGAGUAGUAAUUAAUGUGAAAGGUUCGGGGGUUCCGCCUUCUCCGCUUCCACCCAAGCCAAAAGACUUCGGCUGUGCACCAAAGUACUCAGAAGAAGUGGAGAUAACGGGCAAGCUGAAGCCCGCGUCUGGGCACCACCGGUCGAAGGUAAGAAAUUCAGCUGACAGCGAGGCGACCUUGUGCAACGAGGUAAAGACUUUGCCGAUGGCGAUAGAUUCUUCUGGUGAGUUGACGGUGCGCUGCGGUGUGGAGUUUCCCGACCUUGACCCGCCCCUUGCCGCUGCUGCGUCGGAUCAGAAAGUCUACUACGGAGAGGCCUGCGACGACGUUGGAGCGUUGGCCACUGUCAGUCCCGGGGCGUCGAUUGUGAAGGAACCGGAGUACAACAACUUGACGAAGACGGUCGCGACUGCGAAACCGACCACGACGACAACCACAACGAAGAAACCUACUACGACGACAACCACAACGAAGAAACCUACCACGACGACAACCACAACGAAGAAACCUACUACGACGACAACCACAACGAAGAAACCUACUACGACGACAACCACAACGAAGAAACCUACUACGACGACAACCACAACGAAGAAACCUACUACGACGACAACCACAACGAAGAAACCUACUACGACGACAACAACAAAGAGACCUACCACGACGACAACCACAAUGAAGAAACCGACGACGACAACCACAACGAAGAAACCGACGACGACAACCACAACAAAGAAACCUACUACGACGACAACCACAACGAAGAAACCUACUACGACGACAACAACAAAGAGACCUACCACGACGACAACCACAACGAAGAAACCUACUACGACGACAACCACAACGAAGAAACCUACUACGACAACAACAACAAAGAGACCUACCACGACAACGACGACAACCACAACGAGAAGACCGACGACGACGACAACGACAACCACGACCACAACCACGACGACUACUACAACUACGUCAACAACAUCGAAACCGCCCGUGGUUAUGUCACCCGUAUUCAUUGAGGAAACCACCACAACAACCAGGCGCACCACCACAACGCACUACAUACGGACAGAAGCACCAACCUCAACAACUACAGUUGGGUCAACAACACCGGCGACGUCAUUGUUCCACUGGAAGAGUAAACUGGCCUCCCUGGCAGGUCAAUGGAGCUUUUCAGGAGCUCUACAAGGGCGCACGGGUGCUCACUCAGGUGUAUAUGAAGCGAAAAUCACUCAACCGCCCCCUCCAUUGGAGCCGUUACAGAAAAAGAAAGAUUGCUGUGGGCCUAAGUAA